This is a messenger RNA of Acanthosepion pharaonis, 1242 nucleotides long. The record is from the annotation of a GenBank genome assembly. Lineage: Eukaryota; Metazoa; Mollusca; Cephalopoda; Sepiida; Sepiidae.
AUGUUAAUCGAUACGGUCGUCUCAUGGUGGGAUGGUCUCGCUUGCCAUUCAAUGCCGUCGAUACAUAACCUUAUUGUUUUCGUGGUCGGCUUUUUUCUUUUUCGCGCGCUUUCAUUCGUCAUUGAGUCAAAGGCCGUGUAUAGCGUGUACAUUCUUCUUGACUCCCAUUGUUUGUUUUUGUGCUUCGAUAGUCUUUUUUUAUACAUCUUUACUGACAUUUCUCUAUCAAUCAUUUUAUCACUCUUUCUUUUCAUCCUUCGUUAUCUCUCUCUUGAUUCUUAUAUCUCUCUAUCUCCCUCUCAUCAUCUUUCUGUAUACCUUCUCUCUAUGUCUAUCUAUGAUAUUGUCACCAAUCUAUCUAACCACUACCUUGCUCUUGAAAACUUUAGUCCUGGCCGGUUUCAUCUAUCUAUCUAUCUAUCUAUCUAUCUAUCUAUCUAUCUAUCUAUCUAUGUCAGUCUGUUCGUAUCUAUCUAUCUAUCUAUCUAUCUAUCUAUCUAUCUCAGUAAUUUCAUAAUCUAUCUAUCUAUCUAUCUAUCUAUGUCAGUCUGUUCGUAUCUAUCUAUCUAUCUAUCUAUCUAUCUAUCUAUCUAUCUAUCUAUCUAUCUAUCUAUCUAUGUCAGUCUGUUCGUAUCUAUCUAUCUAUCUAUCUAUCUAUCUAUCUAUCUAUGUCAUUCUGUUCGUGUCUAUCUAUCUAUCAUCUAUCAUAUCUAUCUAUCUAUGUCAGUCUGUUCGUAUCUAUCUAUCUAUCUAUCUAUCUAUCUAUCUAUCUAUGUCAGUCUGUUCUUAUCUAUCUAUCUAUCUAUCUAUGUCACAAUCUAUCCAUCAAUCUAUCUCAAAACUUUUUGUUAUCUAUCUAUCUAUCUAUCUAUCUUAUCUAUCUAUCUAUCUAUUUCAGCCUUUCGAUCCCCAUGGAUGAAUUCAUGUUUUGAAUCUAUCUAUCUAUCUAUCUAUCUAUCUAUCUAUCUAUCUAUCUAUCUAUCUCAGGCCGUUUAUAUCUAUCUAUCUAUCUAUCUAUCUAUCUAUCUAUCUAUCUAUCUCAGUCCGUUUAUAUCUAUCAUAUCUAUCUAUAUGUCUGAUCAUAUCUAUCUAUAUGAAACUAAAGCUGUUGUUUCAAUUAAUUUGCACAAUGGUGUAUUUAUAUAUAAAUCUGUUUAUCUCUCUCUCUUUAUCUAUCUAUCUAUCUAUCUAUCUAUCUAUCUAUCUAUCUAUCUAUCUAUCUAUCUAUCUAUAUAUAUAUAG